Molecule: messenger RNA, 1051 nt
Organism: Solanum pennellii
Lineage: Eukaryota; Viridiplantae; Streptophyta; Magnoliopsida; Solanales; Solanaceae
Exons: 3
Coding region: 102-995 (297 amino acids)
Source: RefSeq, a predicted model, not a curated record
UAUAGAUGCAUUUAACUACACACAAUAUUUAUGGGAACGUCGUCAAAAUCGUAUAUUUCGACCUUCAUUUGUAAGUUAUCAAAGAUUACUUUCGUUGGUACAUGAGGCAUACCCGCAUGUUCAUUGGAAAUCCACAACAUGUUGUACAAAAAGGGUAUCAACACAUGGCAGGAAGACAUGAGGCAUUAGCUAGGGGUCAUGAAAUGCAGUAUCGUCGAGCUCGGAUGAUUGAAAAUGAUGAAAAUCAAUUUAAUGAAAUGAGACAAUAUGCAGAGGAAGUCGCUCGUAUUUCAAUGGAGUCAAUGAAUGCAGCCUUCCAGGGAACGCGAUUGAGCUUUGAUCCUGAUUACAAUCCUCCCACUCAAUACGAUGAACCACCACCUGAACAAGUAUCUCGUCGAUCACGACAAACAACACCGAGAGAGGGUGCACGUCGAGAUAGAAGGAGCACUGGUGAAACAGUUGAUUUUUCUGCAAGGCCCUCUAACACUAAUGUGGCGACUCCCGAGCCUUAUUAUCCCACGUUUGAUUUUUCUACUGGGCCCUCUAACACUAAUGUGGCGACUCCCGAGCCUUAUUAUCCCACGUUUGAUUUUUUUACAGGGCCCUCUAACACUAAUGUUAAUUUUUCUAGUCAGCAAUCAGUUGGUUUUGUAACUCCACAGGUUUCAAUAUCUGGUUUUGCGCAAUUUAGUGGAUCUCAAUAUGGUAUUCAACAUAGUAUGCGUCAAUUUCCUAUACAUAAUUCUCCAUUUGGUGGAAGAUUGAAUUUUUCGAAUGUAAUUGUGUCCGUUGAUUCAAGAUUUAAUGCUGGGACUUCACAAAAUUUAGUUCUUAAUAGAAAAAAUCUACCUCGGAGAACACCUAGGCUACACAACUCAACUAGAUGUGGAACAGGCAGUCACUAUCAAAAUGAGAAAGAUUUUGAAAAUGAAGAUGUAGAAGAUUCGGAUUCAGAAGAAUCAUUUUUAUGCACCUUUAUUCUAAAAGGCUGAAGAUUCGAAUUUUGAAAUGUGUAAAUUUUGUUGUUUCGUGCAAGUUUGGACAAAGU